GUAAUCUAUGGUUUCUGAUACGCAAAUGUCAAAUUGAAAUUUAGCUGGAUUGUUUGUGAAAUUCAAACAGAAAUACCGUAAUUAGAGAUGGACUUCAACAAGUUAGUCCGAGAUGCAGGAACUGCGCUCAGUCGCGUUGUGCAACUGACGGAAGAGAAGCUCGGCACGUCUGAGAAGACAGAACUGGACGCUCACUUUGAGAACCUAGCUGAGCGAUCAGACACCACUAAGCUAUGGACGGAGAAGAUACUUCGGGACACAGAGGCCGUCCUCACGCCAAACAUAGGGAACCGAGUUGAAGAUUUUUUGUUUGACAAGAUAGACAAAAAGAGGCCGAACCGCCUCAGUAAUUUGGAGUAUCUCGGGCUUGACAUGAUCGAAGGUGGUAACGAGUUUGGCCCGGGAACUGCCUAUGGCAGCGCCCUGAUCAAGGUGGGGCAGUGCCAGCAGAGACUGGGCCAGACGGAGCGGGACUUCAUCGUGUCGGCCAGCCAGUGCUUCGCGCAGCCGCUCCGGAAGUUCCUCGACGGGGAGAUGAAGACCAUCCUGAAGGAGCGCAGCAUCCUGGAGAGCAAGAGGUUGGAUCUAGAUGCUUGCAAGAACAGGUUACGCAAGGCUAGAAGCAUGCAAGGACAACAAACUGCCGAGAAGGACUUGCGGGUGGCGCAGUCGGAGUUUGACCGCCAAGCGGAGAUCACGAAGCUGCUGCUGGAGAGCAUCGGCAGCUCGCACGCCAGCCACCUGCGCUGCCUGAGCGAGUUCGUGGAGACGCAGACGCGCUACUACGCCCAGUGCCACAGCGCCAUGCAGGACCUGCAGCGCGACCUCAGCGGUUUCCCUCACUCCGCGGUGAGUGGCAACCCCCAGAUCGUGGUGAAUUCCCAGACGCCAGAUAGUAGUAGACCCGGCCAGCAGAGAGCGAGGGUACUCUACGACUAUGAUGCCAAAGACUCGUCCGAGCUGAGUCUCAUGGCAGACGAGGUGAUAACUGUGCACAAAAUCGCAGAGUCUGAAACUGACUACCUGAUGGGUGAGCGCGGCAGCCAGAAAGGUAAAGUACCAGCAGCUUUCCUCGAGUUGCUUAGCAACUGAAGACAUCUGCAAGACAAGCUCAUCUCUUUAGCGUACUGUUGAGAAAUUAUUUUGUCUGCCAUUUUAAAGAUGGCUGAUUCUCGAAGCCACAUAAUUCCUUUUUAUAGUUGUAAAUAUAUACAUAUAUCUGAUGUAUAGAUAUAAAAUUGUGUAAUAAGUCCUGUUUUAGAGUGAGCAGAAUGUAUUAUAAUUAUUACCGCACUUCUUUUGUUAUUUUUUUAUUUACCUACUUCACUAUUAUAUAGUUUGUAACACAUUCCAAAAUAGUUUUUAGCUGUGAUUUGUUAACUCUGUAUUGGUUAACUAGAGCAUAUAAUAUAGGCAAUAAAUACCAGUAGGGGCAUGCAAAUAGGUUUGUAAGAGUUCAAAACACUUCUGGUUGAACAUUUUUUUUAGGCAAUGUAUUCUUAAUGCUGUACAGCCUCUCGUUAGUGUGUUAAUCUGUUAAUACAAGUAUAAUUCACCCAUGGACUCUACCUAUUACUACUAACAACUAACUUCAGUCAUUAAAACAAUUUUAAACAUUGAAUUUUCAAGAACCUCUAUGUAAAUUAAAUAUACAAAAUCAUUUUUCAUCAAACAUUUUUAUAGCUUUUUAAUAGCAUUUUAUGUUUUUCAUUGUGUUCUAUUGUUUAAAAUUACCCAGUUUUUCUUUGUAGAAACUAUUUUUUAUCCAGUCCUCGUACAUCAACCACAUAUUUCUGCUUGUUUGUUUUGAGAUCUCGCCAGUUGAUGGCAGUGUGUAGGUUCGCUUGUAUAGUCUAUUACCUUUUUUCGUGGAAAUACUUGUUUGCAGCAACUUUGAGUUGUGUGAAACUAUUCCCUUGAGAAGCUCGAUGUUUGGCAUCAUAGGGUUCAGUCUGCUCUGUUGAUUGUGUACUCAGAAGUGGCACACAGACUGUUCUCUGACACGUGCCACACACGUGUUCCUGUUGUAACCACGAGCCCAGCAUGCUGCUGUGUUCAGCUCCUAGCAGUUAGGCAUAUAUAUGUAAAAUUUUUUAGUUCCUAUCAAAUUGAAAGUCACAUUAAAAAAAAAACUAUUUUUAUGUGGUACAAUGAUUUCAAUUACUUAAUGGCAAUUAUAAAAAGUAUGUUUAUCAUCAGCUUUUUAGGGAUUUUUUUAUGCAGUGGUGCAGUGGUAGCCUUUGUUUCAACUUAUCAAAAAAAAAUUCUUAAUUACAAACUGUUCCCCCCUUCCCUCUGUCUUCUCUCUCUCUCUCUCUCUCUCUCUCUCUCAAUCUCUCUCUCUUCCCCCCCCCCCCCCCCCCCGCAAGUUUUAACGUUUGAACUAGCCGUUCUGCUGUUCAUUGUGUACUUGCUGAAAAAAACUCUUGGGUAAUUAUUUAAGGCCCAUUAGUAUAUUAAAACUGUGAUGUACACAUUAUUAUUGUAUCACAAUAACAAACAAGUAGUAUUCGUUACUUGGAAGUGCAAGUAUUGGAAAUUGAAUUGGAUGCGAAUGAUAAGUUAUUCAUUUUGGUAUUUUAAAUUUUGAAUACCUAUUUGUACAGAUUUAACAAUUAGUUGAGGAAAAUCUAAGCAAAAGCCUCAAUGGUGAAUCCACUGGAGUAUUGUAAUAUUCACUUUCUUUUAAUAUCUGAUAGUCAUAUUAAUUUUGGAAAUUUGGUUUUACUGUACAACUGUAUUGAUGAACAUAAAGCAAUCUCAAACCAACUGAGAUUGCUUAAUACUUAGAAGAAUGUUUUUUUUUUUUUUAACAGUUUUGAGCAUUUUCUGUUCAGUUUUUUUUUUUUUUUGCAUGCCCCUACAUUUUAAAAUGAGCAGAACAGUUAAAAUAUGUUGUAAAUGUAUGAAAUGAGUGAAUAAGGGUUUGGGUUGAAUUAGAUACCGCACGUAUAGUAAUUUUGUUUUUGUCACGAACCAUUCCAUAAAUGUUCGUUGAGCCUGUGGUCGGAGUUAUUGUUGAUACCUAAGCUACACGUAAAGUAGAUGACAUAGUUUUUAUACUUUAUGUUACUGAUGUAUUAUUUAAUGUGAUUGUGUUUGUACAUGCAUCAGCAUUCCAUGUAAGUGGCUGCAACACAUUUGUUUGUUACAGCCAGUAAUUAUUGCAAUAAGGUGACAAUACUAGUGAGCAUACAAAGCACCAAUAGUUUAAAUAUAGUAAACACCAAUUCUUUGCUACAUGUGUAAUCAUCGAGAGUGUAAAUUUGAAUUUAUAUAGUUUUACUUAGUAAAUUGAAAUAAGUGUGUGUGUUGUGGUAAGUUGCUAUGUUCUCAGUACUUACCCCCACAGAUACAUAUGUGUAAUAGCUUGUCUCUUGAAAUUAUUAUUUUUUUUUUACCUUAUUGAAGGUAGGUCUGACCCCUAAUUUGAAGCUCAAUUUUUUUUUUUUACAAUGGUGUUCUUAAUAUUAUUGAAAAUACUUUUUUUUAAAAACUAAAACUGUGUUUUUUAAACAAUAAUUGUAUUCAAAAUCUCAUGUUGUAAUUUAAUAUUAAAGAUAUACUAUACAUAAUAUUUAUACUACAUAAAAUAUCAUAUGCAUUGUUAACAUUGCCUUGCUGUUAAAAUUUUUCAGAAUGAUUCAAUAAUAAUUGUGUAUCGAAAGACAGCUUGUAUUUUAAUUGUACUUGAAAACAAUGCCACUGGGUCAUUUCAUGCCAAUUUUCCUGAUUUUUAGAAUAUGGUCCUGCCUCCUCGUCUCAGAUUUUGUGAAAUAACCAAAUUAAAAUCAUGUUUGGUUAUAAUUUUUCCAUGGAAACUCCUGAUUGAAAAUUUUUUUGAUCAGUACUGGAUGCUAAAUAAAUUUUUUUUUUUUGCAAUUGUUUUGCAUUAUUUGUUGGUGUACAAAAAAGGAGUGUAAAAAUAUAUUUCAUCUAGCAUCUAAAUAAGCUUCAUAGAAAGUCAGGGAAUUUUAAACGAUUCAGGGAAAACCUGGAAAAGUUAUAGAUAAGCUUGUAAUGGUAUCUUCAAUGGCCAUUCAUUAUAAAAAUGUGAGUUAGCUGUAUCAUUUUCAAAAUUGUGUGCAUAUUACCAUAUUCAUCCAAUAAUAUACGCAGAAUUUUUUUUUUUUAAUAUGUGUUUAGAAGCACGGUGCAUGGCUUAUUCAGUACUUGUUAUGGGAAGAAAGUCGGCGUAUACGGUACAUGACUGGAGGGUAAAAAUAAGAUUGUGACCAAACCUUUAAUGGUGCUUCACUGCAGUAAACAAAACAUCUUCGGUUGGCAUGGCACUCAUUAUUUUUCAGUCAUGACCAAAUUUUUUCCUCUCUUCAAGGUAAACAUAUCAUUCACAGUUAAUCCAUAAAUAAAAUAUUUUCUGCCUAAUAUCUUACAAUUUACUUCAAAAAUUUUAAUGCAAGUAUUGAAACUUUUAAUACUAUUCUUGCAGCAAGAAUAUAGUGUGAAAUAAUAACUGGUAGACGUCUACAAUGAUACCGAGAAUGCUAUAUUUUUAUUACAGGAAACCUUACGGCAUGUUAUAAAUUGGGGUUAUUAUGCAAGUUCGAAAAAAAAAAUUGUUAUUACAAGUGUUCCAAAAAUUUAAGACUCAGAAAAAUAAUAGUAGAAAGCAUGUGUAAAAAGUUGACACAUAAAAAUAUAUGUAGUUUUCUGCUGAUUUGAGCAAUCAAUGAUUUGAGCAAUCAAUGAUUUGGAUGCUGUGAUUUAAAAAAAAUUUGGGAGAUUCUAGUAAGUAGUCAUUUAUAUGCCCUUAGCAGGUAACAUUUCAUUUAAAAAUGGUAACUGAUGUAAUGAACAACAAGGAAUGUGUAUAAUUCUUGGCAUAACUGAGCUCAGGUGUGUAUAGAACUGUUAUCUGCAGAAGUUACUCCUCGUAUGUGUAAUCAUUGCAGUUUUGAUUAGUGUUGUUGAUUGUACAAAUUUAAUGUUUCUACUUCCAGUUUUGAUUUCUUACUAUUUAAGAUGAAGUUGAAAUAACAUGUUAUAAAACCAGUUGGUUAUUUUAGAAAAUGUCUUUGCGUAUGCAUUUACAAAUAUAAAUAUAAUAAAUAUUACAUAAUUAUAAUGUAGAUAAGUAUUUGAGUGACCUUACCCUUUGCUAUAUACAUUGAAUUGUUUGUGCUGGAAUUUUUGUAAAGACAUUAUUACAAAAUACCUAGUCUUAUUUCCAAUAAUAUUUAAUACAGUAUGAAACGUUGCCCUACAUAAAUUGGCAGUAGUUUUGUGCUGGAAAAUGUAUUUAAUUAAUAAGCUCUAGUAAAAUACGAGUGGUACAAGUACGUGUCCUGUAGGCAAAGAGAUUGUCACUAAAGCAAAAUUUUACAUUAACAAUACUAGUUAUUUCAUUGUGUUUAGUAAAAAUCCUUUUUAUGAGAAAUUUGCAUUAUCAUGAUAUUUGUUAUAACAAGUGCUUGUUCUAAAAUCACUUAGAAAGUCAUAAGAACCAAUUUUAAAUAAAACAAUGCUUACAGUAAAAAUACUUUAUGAUCGUGAAAAUUAGUUUUUUUUUUAAUGUGUCAACCUAAAUCUUCAUAUUUUGAAUCCUUUUGAUUCCAUUAGAAUCAUUUGACUCAACCUAUUCCAGAAUUAGAGUCUGUCCAACACAAGUUUUUCAUAGUUGAUUAAAAAUGUUUUUUUUUUUUUUUUUUUUAAGCUAAACAUUGGUCUUAAUUUAGUAGAUUUUUUAACUGUAGACUACCACUUAUUUUAUUUUAUUUUUUGAAUGUUUUAUCAUGUUUGCUUCCAUGACAGUUGUUUUAAGAAUGAAGAGAACAUUAACUUUUUAAUGUAAUUUGUGUGAUUCACUUCAUUUCUAUUGACUUGCAUAAUUUGUUAAUUAUUUGGCUGCAGUGAAAACUGGCUUGCACACACUACUGCUUAUCACAUAAACUCUGCUGAUUCUGCUUCCUUAUUUGACACAUAUUACUUGCGAUGCAUUAGUCUCUUUUUUUCACCUGCUUUGGUAUUGAAGCUCACAUUCAGCAUGGAAACUAGUCCCAAGUCCUUUCAGAGCAUUUAGGACCAUCUGUAAUUUAUUACAACUUUAUUAAUGUUUGCUGAAUUGUCCGUCUGUAGACUGGUUCGAUGCAAUUUAUCAUGCCCAUCCUUCACCCACUCAGUUAUUAUCUUCUUUACGUCUUCUAGCCUCGGUAUGCUACUGGAGUUAUCGCCCUUUCUUUUUAACUCCCCUCUCCUAAGUUAACCAAUCUGGUUACUCUGUAGUUUCCAGCCAGUUCGUCUCCUCUGUUCGCCGAACAUUGCCCCAAACUUCUGCCGUUGCCAUUUCGUUCUUGUGCAUUUUUGUUUGUUGCUCUAUCUCUCUGAACAAAUUUUCUACACAAUUAGUAAAAUAUUUUUCGAAAACUAUUCCCCAUAAAAUUACAUAAAAUAUUAGUCAAUUUUUGUUUCAGAAAUGUCUUUUCAGCAUUUUACCAAUAUGGUAUUUAAAUCAUCUUUGCUGUGGCCACCAUAGUAUAUUGUAGUACCCGCUAAAAAAAAAUUAUAUUGUUUAUCUUGUGCCAGUGUUAAUUAAUGCAGUGGACUCGGGGGUUCCGCUCACAAAGGCUGAGCUGAAAUAAAGGUUUUGACUUGGCACACAGGAUUGAAGAAGUGGACCGCAUUGUUUUGAGUGACGUGCUGUUUUUGGACAGUUUAUUAAUUGUUUAUUAAUAUAAAUUUAUUUACAUCAUGGUAACAAAUAAAAGCAUGAUAAAUAACUACACUUUCUUUUGUUUCAGUUUAAUAUUCAAACUGUCGUUCAGGUAGAAAUUUUUAAGUUAGUACGACAUUAUUUACUUGAAAAAAUGGUUUUGUGAGAAGUAAAAUAUUGUACCAGCAAUACUAUUCUGACAGUUCUAAUUGAUUGCAUAUGGCAAUAUGCUUAGGCCUUUGUAAGGUGGCGAUAACUUGAGUUUAUACUUUGUGUUGCCUCUCCUCCGGUGAGCGGUGCUGCAUGCAAGAGUGGAGUGUUGGUAGGAAUGAGCAGCUGUAGUGUGUAACAGGAUUGUUUGGUUGCAGUUACUUGUACGUAUAUAUGCUAUUUAUGCGAACUUGGUUGAUUAAAGACUCAAAAUUUUCUACUACCUGUGCCCGUGUGACCACUUUCUUAAAAUCCGUCUGUGGUUCUUUGUGAAUGUGCUACGGUGUUUGAGUUUUCGGAUUACUCGCGUCUCACAAAGGCAAUCCGAGUUUCGUCCCUGAAUCAAAAAAGUGAGAAACACUGCAGACCUUUGAAAAAGCGGGUGGGUUUUCUCGGGCAUGAAUGCUUUCAUCGCUGCUAUUUUGUUUGUGCUGGGCGAGAAUGCUGCUAGAAUGUUAAUUGUGAAUCCCAAAAUUUUUUUUUUUUCAUUCUUAACUUUGAAACAUUAGUCAUUUUUGUGGGCUCUGGCACUCCAGGCUUGCCAAACACCUAACCUGUGCAAGGAGUCUUUGAAAAACAUGCUUCCCAUUUCUUGUCUCCAGAGUUUACCCACCUGGAGGAUCCUGACUAGUCUUAAACAUUGUAUUCUUUAUGUCAAAUACAGGUUACCUCUGUCUAACCAGUAGCCCAUGGCCAUUUAUUAUGCACCAUUCUAUUUGUGCUGUAACUAUUCUGUACAUAACUAUUAAAUUAGUCAUAAAAUAUUUCAGGGUUUGCAGACAUAAUACUUAUAGUGGAAAACUCUGAAUAAGUCCUACUUAAAAGGCUCUAAAUUUAAAAUAUUUAUCUUUAAAGUUUAAAGUGCAUGUUAGUAAGCCUCUAAGAAUAAAGUAUAUAUGUUACAUUUUGGAAACUAAAGUGGCAACAAAUAUGUUUUAUUGUACCUUCUUCAUGUACCUAUGUAUCUAUCAUCUUUGCAGUUAAUGUUGUCAGCAGAAAAUCUGUGGCUCUUCACAUACAUAGUACAUAUCUAUUACAUUGUUUCUCAAGUGUAUACUAUUACUAAACAUUAUUUGUAUUUGUUACUGUAACUAAAUAUAUAAUUUUUAUAGUAAUAAAGUUAUAAAGUAAGUGU
Messenger RNA from Bacillus rossius redtenbacheri, 8015 nucleotides. It is a transcript of the gene EndoB, whose product is annotated as endophilin-B1. Gene Ontology annotation, cellular component: cytoplasm; membrane. NCBI's taxonomy places the organism in Eukaryota, Metazoa, Arthropoda, Insecta, Phasmatodea, Bacillidae. Gene Ontology annotation, molecular function: protein binding. The coding region runs from base 88 to 1092 and encodes 334 amino acids. The record is from RefSeq and is a predicted model, not a curated record. Gene Ontology annotation, biological process: membrane organization. The transcript is spliced from 8 exons.